CGCCUCUUUUCUGAGAGGAGACAGAGUGCAUUUCCUUUUAUGUCUGUUCCGCACACACAAAAACACACACACACCUCUCCAGCGUUUUUCCUGCUUCCCACCCGUCUGCGUCUGCUGUGGUAUCCGCAGCCGCUUUAGUCAAACACAAUGGAGAAAACAAGCGAGUUAAAAAUGUGCCUGGAGUCCUCGCUGAACCGGAUUUUUCAAGCGACGGUGAACGACAUUCUGGACUCGGUGGAGAGAACCCUCUCUGAGUACCAGGGAGCCAUGCAGACGAUGCAGACCGAGAAUGAAGGCCUGAAGCGACUGCUGUUUGCACAAAGGAGCGCAGAGUCUGACCACAGAGAUGGAUGUGAGGAAGAUUCUGCCUCCGAUUGGAACAGUCGUCCUUCUACCUCCACCUACACCAAGUUUAAGGUGUCCAUAUGCAGCAGUGACAAGAAAGGCUUAAGGAAGAGACAUAAGAGCAACCUGAAGGAGAGAGCGUUCUCUGCUCCAUUUUUUCUGCAGACAGACCAAAUUGAAGAGCAGUCAUCUGUUGACGAGUCCGAAGGGAUCUCGGUUCCUCUGAAAACAGAGCCUGGUUUGGAAGGAAGUAGUGCCGUCGAUCUUUCCCAGACUUCUCUGAAUCAGACGGCAAAGCUGUUAAAGAAUGAGGCCUCAGAGAUUCCCGGUGAUUCACUCACAGAUGAGGAACAGCCGCCUCCUUCAAGCCCUGACCAUAAAGGCAGCGAGGGCAGCGUUAACGUCACCGUUGUUUCCGGAAGCUACACACAGGAGGGACAUUUCAUCAAGGUUGAGAAAGAGGAGGACGCUGACGGUGAAAGUUUGACUCACCCAGAGUUGAAGUAUGAACUGAAAUAUGAGGAGUCAGAGUCGGACCAGAGAUGGAUGGAGGGAGCGGGCAUGCAGGAUACGGAGCAAGAAGAAAUAAGUUUGGAGCAAAGCGAUUCGCCCGCUGUUGCUGAAGACGAGACCCAAGAACAAAGUGUCAACCUUUUACGCUGCCCAACCUGUCCGAAGACAUUCAGCAACGCAGCUUUGCUCAAUGUUCACAUCAAAGCCCACAACAGUAGUAAAGAUCACAGCUGCGACCUUUGUGGGAAACACUACAAGCGUGCCGACCUCCUCUUAUCCCACCGGCGCAUUCACACAGGAGAAAGACCGUUUGGUUGCAACGUCUGCAGCAAGACCUACGCCCACCUCAGCCAGCUCAGGGUGCACAGGCGGGUCCACACCGGCGAGAAGCCCUACUCCUGCUCAUACUGCGGGAAGCGCUUCAACGAGAGCAACCAGCUUAAGGUCCACCUGAGGACUCACACCGGGGAGAAGCCAUACGGUUGCCAGCAGUGUGGCAAAACAUUCCGAAACGUCGGAAACUUGCGGAUGCACGAGAGGAUCCACACGGGCGAGCGGCCCUACGGCUGCGCUCAGUGCUGCAAGAGGUUCUACAGCCUCGGCGACCUCAAAACGCAUUACAGGAGCCACACAGGGGAGAGGCCGUACAGCUGUGAGCUGUGCAGAAAGACCUUCAGUCAGACCGGACACCUGAAGAUGCACAUGCGGAUGCACACAGGAGAACGGCCGUACGGCUGCGACGAGUGCGGCAAGAAAUUCACGGUGGCCAGCAGCCUGAAGCUGCACCUGAAGACUCACACGGGGGAGAAGGAGUACAGCUGCGCGUCCUGCGGGAAAAGCUUCAGGAGGUCCUGUCAUCUGAAGAGACACGAGGUGGUGCACACCAAGGAGAAGCUUUUCUGCUGCGGUCAGUGCGGGAAGGCCUACACCGAUAGUUCCAGCUUGAGAAAGCACCUCAAGAUUCACGCGUCGCAGGAGUGCACCCUGCCGAGCGCAGGAAGUACGAGUGAGGCUGGAGUCUCUGCAUCUGCGACCCUUCAAGACAUGACAGAAACUUAAACUAGUUGGCCUAAAAGUACAGCAGCAUAUCAGGAACACUGUAGAGAGAGAAAAAAAAAAGGAAUACAUUUCCCACAAAAAAAUGUUGAGGUUAGUCUCAGAGAAAUUCUAGAAGUCCAAAAUUUGCCAAAACAAAAAAAUCAACAAAAAAAAACUUGAACAUUUGUGUUUCAAAAGUAAAAAAAAAAAAAAAAAAAAAAACUUUUGGAAAUUUCCUUUUUUUGUGUGUGUGUUUUUUUUUGUCUAGAAAAUUUCUGAAAUUAACCUAAAAUUUCUGAGUUUUUUGGCAGAAAUUUCCUCCUUCUUUUGUUUUACAAUGGCCCUAAUACACAGUUGUAUAAAAGUAAAGGAUAAAGGAUUCACUGCUGUAGCGUUAGCUAUAAAUCAGUUUGAGUGUUUAGCAUAUAUUACUACAUUAUUUACAAAAGCUGCUCCCUUUUGUAAAUAAGGGAAACAUAUUAAAAAUAAUGAUUUUGUUAUUAAAUCUUCAAAGCACUAAAUCAAAGAAAUGAAUAAAUGCUUUUUUACAUAUUUACUCCACUGAUGUAAGUGACUUGAUUAUAGGCUGUGUAGUCUCAUACAAUAAGAUUGUAAGAGUAGACUUGUUUAAUGAUGUUAUUGUCAGCUUUUCUGAAGGUGUUUAAUAUUCAUCUUCGUAUCUGUGCUGAGUUCUGUUGAUUGAGCUGCUGGAAGAUGUUUUUAUUGUCUUUGCUGUGAUACCAGAAACAGUGAACCGCUCUGUGAAUGAGAGGGCUGUUUGUUGUAGUAAAUGUACAAUUACAUAGUGUAGCAAUGUUCAUGAUGUAUUAAAUCUGCAAGCUGUCAUUGUGAUUUUUCUCUCAUUUAAAUAUAUUAGUCAAAAGACGUUUUGGGGGUUUUUUUUCAUCUCAUUUCCUUUUUUCAUUCAUAUCUUUAGUCAGACUUUCCAAAUUACAGAUUAUUGUGUGGAAAUUUUGUACACACCAGAAUAUUUAUUAGAUGUUUUUGAGAAUGAGAAGCAAGCCAGGACCAAAUUUAUUAUCAAAAACCUAAUUCUAAUGCACAAAACUUGAAAUGCUAAUAAAAAAAAAGAUAUGUUUUGUUGUGUAAUAGCUAUGCAUGUGACUUGUGUAACAUCGAAUUAUUAUGCUGCUGAAGUAUUGCUAAGAUAUGAAGAUUUAAAGAAUAUUUCAGGCGCAGAAUCAGGAUGUUAUCAAAUUUGUCCCAUCAGAAUACAACGAUGGAUCUGCUGUAGAUAUUUCAGCAUUUUGUUUGUGUUCCACAUGAAAGCCAUCAACAUUAAAGUUUGUGGAUGCCAGUAAAAAAAAAAAAAAAAAAUGC
Gambusia affinis (western mosquitofish) is the source of this 3237-nucleotide messenger RNA. RefSeq names its product zinc finger protein 260. Gene Ontology annotation, cellular component: nucleus. The coding region runs from base 148 to 1917 and encodes 589 amino acids. Gene Ontology annotation, molecular function: RNA polymerase II cis-regulatory region sequence-specific DNA binding; DNA-binding transcription factor activity, RNA polymerase II-specific. The transcript is spliced from 2 exons. The record is from RefSeq and is a predicted model, not a curated record. Lineage: Eukaryota; Metazoa; Chordata; Actinopteri; Cyprinodontiformes; Poeciliidae. Gene Ontology annotation, biological process: central nervous system development; regulation of transcription by RNA polymerase II.